GGUGUGCCUGCGGCGUAGUGAUACCACCGAGCAUCGUACGGUUAACAGGAGUCCUCCAUUGCUGUUCCGAGUGCGUUUCCCGUCGGCCGGAUAUAACGACUAAAAAAAAGAAAAAAAAACUGGCGAUCAGUUUCGAUUAUUUUUCUUCAUUUAAUUUGCGCUUUCACCGACGUUUGCCGAUCAAAAACUCAACGGGUUUUUCAUGGCUCUCGGUUUCUAAUAUUGUCGGCUGAAAUAUUAUUAACAACUGCUCAACUGCUUUGAGAAAACGAACUAUACAAAGACUUUUUGGGAGAGUAUUUUGCUCGUCAAUUCGGUGAACAAGAGAGAGAGUUUUCUCGGAAUUAUUUUUUCGGUGGAUUUAAAGUGGUAAACUCGAUCCAGGGUCCUACCUGAUCAGCACCUCAACGCCCCACCGCAGCUUCGAAAGAAAGAGAGAAAACGACUCGUCGGUUUCCAGUAGGAGAAUAACUAUUGUAAAGCCAACAUGGCUGACCAACUCACGGAGGAACAAAUUGCCGAGUUUAAAGAAGCAUUUUCGCUUUUUGAUAAAGACGGUGAUGGCACCAUCACUACCAAAGAAUUGGGAACUGUCAUGCGUUCACUUGGUCAAAAUCCAACAGAGGCUGAGCUACAGGAUAUGAUUAAUGAAGUAGAUGCUGAUGGUAAUGGGACCAUCGAUUUUCCUGAAUUCUUGACGAUGAUGGCACGUAAAAUGAAGGAUACCGACAGUGAGGAGGAAAUCAGAGAGGCAUUUAGGGUGUUUGAUAAAGAUGGCAAUGGUUUUAUAUCAGCAGCAGAGCUCAGACACGUUAUGACAAAUUUGGGAGAGAAAUUAACCGAUGAGGAGGUAGAUGAGAUGAUUCGAGAGGCUGAUAUCGAUGGUGAUGGCCAAGUUAAUUACGAAGAAUUCGUCACAAUGAUGACAUCAAAGUGAAUACAACCCCUGUGCUGGGAAAACUCGCGACUUGGAGUGGUGUUGACGUACUAAAAAAAUUCAAAUAAACAACAACAACAAAAAAAAAGUGGAUUUAAAAAAUCAACCUUGUACCAGGAUGUAAAGAAGUCUUAAAAAAGAAACAGAAAAAACAAUUGAGAGCCCUUAUUACUUAUCAAGAGGACAGCAGACCUGGUGAUAUUUAAUUAUUCGUUUUUCUUUUUUUUUAUUAAAACCAAUUAUUUCAUAUUUUUUUGUCUUCAAUAUUUAUCAUCAAUAAAUCUUAGGGACAGAGGCUUUUUUAAAUUUUUUUUUCUCUCAGACUCUCAAUCUAUCUCUCUCUCACACACACAACACACUUUCUAAGUGUUUAAUUGCGUUAUCAUCGUUUAUGCUGUUCCCUUGAAUGAUGAAAGAAAAAACCAAACAAAGCAAAAAGAUCAGAGAAUACAAUGUGUGUUUGCCACGUUUGCAUAAUGUACGAACACCAAUCGGUGAGUGAAAAAAAACAUAAUAAUGAAGCAAAAAACAUCACUGACGAAAACAAAUUAUUAAUAUUAUGAAGAAAAUUCAAGGUGUAUGCACGGAAAACUCGCGCUUAAUCGAAGAAAAAGGAAAAUAACCCUCCAUCUUUUACGUGAUAAAUUAAAUAAUAAUUUCCAUUUGUUUCUAUCCUCCCUCCCCCUUUUGCUUCCAUCAGCCUCAGAGAAUCCCUUCAAUCAAUUAUUCUAUCCUCUUUAAUAAUAUGAAACUCUUCAUGCGCUUUUAAAUGAACAAAAAAAAUGAAAUAACAGAAAGUAUGAUUCGAAUAAGCUUUCCGUGAAUAAAGUUUGAUGCACCUUUUCCAGAAGAGGAAAACCACGUAAUAAAGAAAUAAAAAUAAUGAAAGAAAAUAAAAGUUCGUUGCUAAAUUUAAUGUUAGUUAAAGAAUAAAAAAAGAAGAAAAUACCACGAAGUCGUCAUUGGCUGUGGGUUCAUCAAAUUUUGUUCCAAGUGUACAUUUUUUUAAGGAAACAAAAAUAUAUGUGUAAACUAAAUUAAAACUAGAAAAAAAUGAUUAACACGAGAACAGACACAUUAUACACAUACACUCAUACAUAAAUACACUGCUCAACACACACCCCUUCUUUUAAAAUUAAUGAAAAGAAACCUAUAAUUAAAAACCAAAACCAAUUAUUAAAAAAUAAAAAUAAAUACUUUAUGCUCAUUGUUACAUGUAUCGAGAGAGCACUGUGCUCCAUCCUCCAUUAAUUACAAGUUUAAACUUACACUUGUAUUACAUUAUAAAAAAAACCACACAUACAAGAAAAAAAAAGAAAUUAUUAAAAAAUACAUGAAUAUCGAUAUAAAUCAUUAAGAAUUUCAAUUAAAUUCCAAGAUGUGAGGUGAAAGAAAAAUUCCGUUUUAGAAGGAGCCAUAGCUUGUGUUUUCGUAGUUGAAAAGUGAAGUAACAAAUGGAAAAAAUGACAAAAAAAUUGUGUCUACUUAAGUGGGUUUAUUAAUGUCUUGAAACCGCGUUGGGAUCCCCCUACCCCCCUCAAUGUCUCAUCACUAGUAAAUUAAAGCAUAAAAGAAAACAAAAAAAUUGUCUAGCAAGUCGUAUUUUAAUUUAUCUACGUAAUGCACAAGAAAAAUCUGUAAAAAAAGUUGAAAAAAAGCAUGGAAAAACCAAAAAACAUUAUGACAUUGUAGUGAUACCGUGAAGCCUUUAAACGAGGGACGUGAGACAUGCUCUUUCCUUAUUGUUUUUUUCGUUAAAUUAUUUCACCUCAAUUAAUGAUAAAAACAAUGCCAAUUUUCA
Molecule: messenger RNA, 2738 nt
Organism: Diachasma alloeum
Lineage: Eukaryota; Metazoa; Arthropoda; Insecta; Hymenoptera; Braconidae
Product: calmodulin
Exons: 5
Coding region: 488-937 (149 amino acids)
Molecular function (GO): calcium ion binding; enzyme regulator activity
Source: RefSeq, a predicted model, not a curated record